This is a messenger RNA of Sinocyclocheilus rhinocerous, 7219 nucleotides long. RefSeq names its product A-kinase anchor protein 9-like. Gene Ontology annotation, biological process: signal transduction. NCBI's taxonomy places the organism in Eukaryota, Metazoa, Chordata, Actinopteri, Cypriniformes, Cyprinidae. The transcript has 32 exons. The record is from RefSeq and is a predicted model, not a curated record. Bases 206 to 7219 code for a protein of 2337 amino acids. Gene Ontology annotation, molecular function: molecular adaptor activity.
UCGUGUGUUUACGUGGAGAAACAUGGCGGCGAGGGUGACAGCAAAGCCCGAAUAAAACACUGGAGAAAUCCCACAGAUUUACCGUCCGAGCCGAAGCGGACGCACGUGUCAGCGCUCCGCGUUUGGCGCUAGGCGUGUAUGCGUGCGUGUGGCGCUUUUAUGACGCGCGUGUGUCCGUGUUUAAGCCGCAGGAACCGCGGAGAGGAUGGAAGACGAGGAGCGACAGAAGAAACUACAGGCCGGCAAAGCCAAGCUUGCAGAGUACCGGCAGAGGAAAGCUCAAUCCGAUGGCCAGAAGAAGCAGAAGAAGAAGAGAAAGAAGCCAGAAUCGGAUGCAGAGGAGCAGGGGAGAAAUGAGGGAGAGGAGACCACCGUGUUUUCCCUCUCAAAGACCCUCCGGAGCGGAGAAACCGUCACACACGACCAGACCUACACCAUAGUGCCUGAGAGUGAAGUCUCAACGACAGCUGAAGACUGUUCAUCUGAGGUAAAUGGUUUCCACGAGAGGACAGAGAGUGAUCUGGCGUCCUCUGUGAUCGGGGAGGAAGAUCUGCAGCGGUCUGAAGCGCACAUGGAGCCUGACCUACAGAGCGGCGGCCCUCAGAGCCGCAUUCAGAUCAUGGAGGACGAGUUAGCCGCUAAGAGCAUGGCCAUGGAGGAGCUGAGCCGCGAGCUCGAGGAGAUCAGGGCCACGUUUGGAGCUGAUGGAGUGCAGCAGCUGCAGGACUUCGAGGAGGCGCUGAAACAGAGGGAUGAAAUCAUCACGCAGCUCACCGCCAAUCUGCAGCAGGCGCGGACCGAGAAGGAGGAGGUGAUGAGGGAGUUCCUGGAGCUGACGGAGCAAAGCCAGAAACUCCAGAUUCAGUUCCAGCAGCUGCAGGCCGGUGAGAUACUGCGGAGCUCCAACAUCAGCUCCACCGCUGCAGAUCUUCUCCAGGCCCGUCAGCAGAUCACGCUGUACCAGCAACAGCUGGACGAGAGGGACGCACAGGUCAGAGGUCACCAGGAGAAGACGCAGGAGCAGCUUUUAUUGAUCGCGCAGCUUCAGGAGAGGGUCCGCACACAAGCUGAAGAGUCGUUUGCUCAGAGUUUACGAGAGAAGGACCUACUGAAUACUGAACAUCAGCGUCUGAUAACACAGCUUAACGAUCAGCUUCUGACUUCCAAACAGCAAGUGGAGGAAUUCAACAAACAUCUCGCUGCGAAAACUCAAGAGCUGGACAACUGCGAAAAAGAGCUCUCCACGUCCAGACAGAAAGAGCGCAUGUCAUCCGGAGAAAUCCUGCAGCUCAUGAAAACCGUCGAGGACCUCCAGCAGCGCUGCCACCAGGGAGGCCAGUCGGAGAGCGAGACGCUCCGGAGAAUCGAGGACAACUGGAGCCAACGGAUGGAGCAGCUGCGCGCCGAACUGGACGAAAUGUACGGUCAGCAGAUCGUGCAGAUGAAGCAGGAGCUUCGCACGCAACACGCAACGGAGGUGGAGCGAAUCCGAGCGCAGCAUUGCUCGGAAACCGAGAAGAUCGUCCGGCAGCAUCGGUCAGAGCUGGAGAGGUUUAAAGCUCAACUGUUUCAGAGCGCCGGAGGUGUUAACGUGCUAAACGUGAAGCUCAUCGAGCUCCAGCAGAAGCUGCAGGAGACGCAAGUGUUGCGCGAAAAGGCGGAGCAGGAACUAACGCAGGUGAGCACAGAAAAACUCGGUUUGGCGCAGGAGGUGGAGCGUUUGCGCGACGAGCUGCAAAGAGCGGAAAUACAGAGCCCAGAGAAAAUGCAACACGCUAUUAGCGACCUGCAGGCGCAGCUCGAUUUAGCGCAUAAAGCCAACGGCGAACUAGAAGCCAAGCACGAAUCGGAAAUCACCAACUAUAAGAUCAAACUCGACAUGCUGCAGCGGGAGAAAGACGCGGUGCUAGACCGCAUGGCUGAAUCGCAGGAGUCGGAGCUGGAACGCCUGCGAACGCAGCUUUUGUUUAGCCAUGAGGAGGAGCUCUCCCGACUUCGCGACGACCUCCAGCGGGAAAGCCAUCUCAACGUGGAGAACCUGCGCGACGAGUUGGGUGUGAGGCACCACGAGGCUUUGGACUGUUUCGAGGACAAGCUGCGGUCGGUGGAGCGAGAGAAAGCGGCGCUGGCGGCGGAGAGACUCGCGCUGCUCGAGGAGAUCGUAGCAUUGAAAAACGACCUGAAUCGGGCGACGGAAAGCGCGAGAGCCGAGGAGCUGGUCGUGCAGCUGAAGGAGCUGCAGGUGGAAGUCGGAAGCGAAGAAAAAGACUUGCAGGCAACCGCGAGGGACGAGCUGACAGUGCUGAAGAACGAGCGUGAAAACCUUCUGCAGAAAAUCGCCCGCCUUUCCUCGGACAACGAACAGAUGUGCGCGCGACUGAAAGAGCUUCGGGAGGAGACUGAAAAGCAGAAAAACACGUUCUCCUUCGCUGAGAAGAACUUCGAGGUGAACUACCAGGAGCUGAAGGACGAGUACACGUGCCUGGUGAACGCUAAACUACAGCUAGAGCAGCGCUUGGUCAGAGAAGCCAUGGAAUAUGAGACCAAACUCAGAGAUCUGCAAACGAGACACGAGGAGGUGGAUGGGAAGACACCGAUUGAAAAAGACACCUCUGAGCUGAUGGAGAAGCUGGAGACGGCUGAGAACGAGAAGAAGAGCUUAGCAGAGCGUCUCUCGAUGAUGCAAACGGACAUGAAACGUCUCGAAGACGAGCUCAAGAAGACACUGAUUGAAAAAGACACCUCUGAGCUGAUGGAGAAGCUGGAGACGGCUGAGAACGAGAAGAAGAGCUUAGCAGAGCGUCUCUCGAUGAUGCAAACGGACAUGAAACGUCUCGAAGACGAGCUCAAGAAGACACUGAUUGAAAAAGACACCUCUGAGCUGAUGGAGAAGCUGGAGACGGCUGAGAACGAGAAGAAGAGCUUAGCAGAGCGUCUCUCGAUGAUGCAAACGGACAUGAAACGUCUCGAAGACGAGCUCAAGAAGACACUGAUUGAAAAAGACACCUCUGAGCUGAUGGAGAAGCUGGAGACGGCUGAGAACGAGAAGAAGAGCUUAGCAGAGCGUCUCUCGAUGAUGCAAACGGACAUGAAACGUCUCGAAGACGAGCUCAAGAAGACACUGAUUGAAAAAGACACCUCUGAGCUGAUGGAGAAGCUGGAGACGGCUGAGAACGAGAAGAAGAGCUUAGCAGAGCGUCUCUCGAUGAUGCAAACGGAGCUGGAGAUGCUGAAGAGAGACAGAGACGAAGAGCUCUUCGACUGCAGCGUUGCUGGUGGGCUGUGCUCAGUGGACACACAUCACGGUCACAUCAGAUCUUUGCGGGAGGAACUGGAUGCCUUGCAAGACGAGGAGCGCCUCGAAGCAGCGCAGCCGCAGCCGCAGGAGGGGAGGGAGAGAGAGACGCCUGCGAGUACUCCAGCGCGCCGGCUCGCUUUACACACACACACAGCAACAGCAGCAGCAGCGCAUGAGGAUCAGCUCUCAGCGCCCGACCGACUCCCGCAGCAGGUGGAGACGGGAGACGCUCUGGCCGAUGGAGACGCUGUCGGAGCCUCGCUCAUGAUGCAGCCGCGAGAAAUGGACGGCGCUGAGCAUGAUGAGUGUCGUCUGCAGCUGGAGGCUCAGCGCAUCAGUCUGUCUCAGAUCCACGCCGCUCAUCUCGAGCUGCUCAGAGAGAGUCUUUUUGCGCAGACACAGGUGCAGCUGCAGGAGCUGCGGGACGCAAACGAGCAGCAGCUGCGGCGCUUGAGGAGAGAGCAGCAGGGAGUCAACGGUCAUCCCGCAGAGCUGAAGGCAGAGUUUGAGGAGUGUUCGGCUCGUCUGGAGGAGAGACAGCGGCAGGAGAUCGAGCGGCUGAAGAGCUACUAUCAGCAGCAGAUGAAGGAGACGCAGGAGCGCUUCACAGCCGAGAUCCUCCUGCUGCAGAGCAGACUCCAGGAGCUCACAGGAGCCCACCAGCUCUUCAGCAUGCCGAGCGUCUGUCCGCUGCGGACGAGAGACGAGCGCCGUGAUCGUCUUCAGGAUGAGGAUGAGGAGCGUGUCUCUGUAGAUGUGGCGCGGGAGCUGCAGGCCGGCCGGAAAGCCUCGUACGAGAGGUCGUGUGAGGAGCUGGAGACACUGAGAGACGUGGUGGAGCGACGGGGCGCCUCUCCUCCGGAGGAAACCGAUCUCAGGCGCUUGGAGGAGGAGAUCGCCAAGGUGAUCGUGCAGAUGUCGGUUGAGUUCGCCCAGCAGACCGAAGAGGCCCGGAUCAGAAAACAGACGCGAGAGACGAGCAUCGGCACGCAGACAGACAACAGCGAGGAUGAGGAGGACCGACUGAACUCUGAGAGCGUGAUGAAGAGGGAUCUGGAGCUGCAGCAGGUGAAGGAGAGAGAAGACGAGACUGAGAGACGGAGAGAUGAACACCGGCUUCCCAGCAUGCAAAGCUGCGGCACUCAGACCCAGCAGACGAGAGAGGAGGAGGAGGAGGAGACGAAGGUCAGAGGUCAGGGAAGAGCCGUGACCUCGCAGCCACACACACAGGACCCAGAGCUCUCGUCUGAUGUCAUCACCACUGAGAGGGAUGUGCUGCGUAAAGCGAACACUCGUCUGCGUCAGGCUCUGACUGAUGUGCUGAAGACGACGGCGGCGGCGGAGGAGACCAUCGGCCGUCAUGUGGAGGGCAUCCUGGAGGCAGGACCUGCUAGAGAGGGUUUCCACGGCAACGAGACGGUCGCCGAUGAUCUCUGCAUGUUUUCAGGAGAGACCGAGACGGACGAAGGCCUGGAGGUGUCGCUGAGGAUCAAGGGGGCGGAGCUACAGCUGCAGGAGGCGGAGCUUCCGCUGGAGAGGGAGGAGUUUCUGAUGAGCAUCAGCACUCGACUGCAGAGCGCCGUGGAGAAGCUGCUCAUCACCAUCACUGAGACCAGCACUCAGCUGGAGCAUGCGCGGAUCACGCAGACGGAGCUGAUGAGAGAGAAGUUCAGGCAUAAUGAGGAGAUGGAGGAGCUGCAGCGCAGACAGGAGGAGCUGCAGGAGCGUCUGUGUGAGGAGGAGCGAGCUCGGGAGCAGCUGGCACUGGAGCUGCACAAGGCUGAAGGUUUGAUUGACGGCUACACCGGCGAGCGUCUGGCUCUGGAGCAGCAGAUCCGCGAGCACGCCGAGCUGCAGAUGCAUCUGGAGCAGGAGCUGACGGCGACCGCUAGCCGUCUGCGUGAACUCGAGCAAGAGCGCCAGCAGAUACAGGACGAGCGCGAGCUGCUGUCACGCCAGCACGACGCCAUGAGAGAAGGGGCGGGGCCUCGAGAGCUGCGACUAGUUGAGGCUGCUCUUGACGCAGCACCUGAAGCAGACCUGCUGGAGGAGACGGAGAAGCUGAUGGCGGAGAAGGUGGAGGUGCAGCGUCAGGCGCAGAAGGAGAGCGGCGAGCUGCUGCAGCAGGUGAAGCAGCUGGAGGCGGAGCUGGAGGAGCAGGUGAGCCGUCUGCAGGAGCUGCAGGAGACGCACAGCGCCGAGACGGCAGACCUGCGGCAGCAGAUACAGGCCUUAGAGAAGCAGCUGGAGAAGAACCGCAAGUUCAUGGACGAGCAGGCGGUGGACCGCGAGCACGAGCGAGACGUCUUUCAGCAGGAGAUUCACAACCUGGAGCAGCAGCUGAAGAAUCCCGCCAAAACACAGACAGGAAGUGACCGGCGGGACAGAGAGGUGCAGGAGCUGAGCGCGGCGCUGCAGCAGAAGGCAGACUGGUGCAGUGAGCUGCGGUUGAGCUCGGAGCAGCUGCAGAGAGAUGUGUGUGAGAGAGACGAGGAGAUCGAGACGCUGGGAGCGCGUGUGAGGGAGCUGGAGCACACGCUCAUGCACAGGGUUGAGGAGGUCCAGCAUGUGUCUAUGGAGGGCAGAGGAGACGUCACACUGGAAGCACAGCUGCAGACAGAGAGAGAGGCUCUGGACAGGAAGGAGAAAGAGAUCGUGAAUCUGGAGGAGCAGCUGGAGCAGUUUCGUGAGGAUCUGGAGAACAAGAGCGAGGAGGUGCAUCAGCUCCACAUGCAGCUGGAGAUCCAGAGGAAGGAGAUCAGCAGUCAUCAGCAGGAUCUGCAGGCUCAGGCCCGGCUCGCUCAGGUCUUGGAGGAGAAGGACAGGCAGAUAGCCGUCCUUAACGAGCAGCUCGCUAAGUGUCAGCGCACGGGAACAGACCCUAAGACAGAGGUGGUGGAGGAGAAGGACGAGGUUCUGCGUGAGCUGGAGGCGCAGGUGGAGUGUCUCCGGAGCGAGCAGGAGCGUCUGAAGAGGAACAGCGAGGAGGAGGUGGAGCAGCUCAACGCCGUCAUCGAGAAGCUCCAGCAGGAGCUGUCGCUCAUCGAGCACAAGCAGCCGCAGGACGAGAGCGACGAGAUGAAGCAGAGGAUGGACGAGCUGAAGUCUGCCCACCGCUUGCUGCAGAGCCGAUACGAGCGUCUGCAAGGGGAUCUAGAGGAGGCUCUGCGGGAGAAGACCGCUGCGUUUGUGGUGCUCCAGGCUCAGGUGCAGGCGCUGGAGGAGAGCGCAGGGUCACAGGUCAUGAGCUUGAGUAGGCGCGUGGAGGAGAAGGACUCGGAGCUGCGCGCGUGCAGGUUGAAGCUGGAACAAGUGCAAACGGACGCCGUCGCUCUUAGCGCUAAAGUGGCUCAGCUGGAGGAGGAACUCAGGGAGAAGGUGGCCGCCGUUCUGGUCAGCCAAGCACAACUGGAAGCCGUCCAGACGCAAACCAAAGAGCUCCGCGCAGGAGAAGCCAUGGGCCCCAGCGCGCAGCUGCACUCAGAGGGCCUCACGGCGCAGGCAGCCUCCGCAGGGAAGACGAGCCUGCUGACGGAGAAGCUGAAGGAGCUGGAGGAGGGUCUGAGCGGGAUGCAGAAGGACCAGGAGCUGCAGAAGCAGCUGUUGAGCAGCUCUGAGGAGGAGGUGAUGGAGUACGAGAGGAGGUUAGCCGUGAUGAUCGACCUACUGAACCAAAUGAGAACCAAACCAACCCAUCCCAGACCGCUGCCGCCCGCUGAGGUGCGUCACUGCUGUAUUGAGGAGAGAGAGAUGAGCAUCGCUCUGCUGAAGGAUCAGCUGCACAGGGCCUCACAGGAGGGCGACGAGCCCACGGCGGAGCUGCUGCUGGAGCUGCAGGAGGUCAAAGGUGAAGCGGCCGCCACCAAAGAGAAGCUGAGGAGCUCCCGGGAGCACAGCCUCAAACUGCAUGCAUCACGUUAA